GCGAAGAGUAGAGAGCCCAACAUCACAGUCAGCAUUCUAAGUUUUGCAGUCAACGGCCAACAUGUGCAACGACCAGGCUGCCGUUCCGGCCAACCAUGGGCCAGUCAUCGUGGCUGAUGAAAUCACAGAUGAUAGCUCAUCAGAAAGAUUGUCGAGUAUAGCUUCUUCAACCACGAGCUUAUCCAGUUCAAUUCUCCAACAUCGUAUUGAGAACGGGAGGACAUACCACAAGUACAAGGAGGGCAGAUACAAUUAUCCAAAUGACGAACGGGAGAAUGAUAGGUUAGAUUUUCAACACGAGCUCUUCCUCCUCACCCUUCACGACAGAUUGGGGCUUGCUCCGCCGAAUGAGCCUAACUGCAAAGUCAAACGCGUACUCGACCUUGGAACUGGUACAGGAAUCUGGGCCAUUGACUUCGCCGAUGAACAUCCAGAGGCGCUGGUUUACGGGGUGGAUCUUUCACCUACACAGACAACUGCUGUACCACCCAACGUCAAAUUCGAGGUCGAUGACAUCGAAGAGCCCUGGACAUACCAUGAGCCGUUUGAUUAUAUCCACUGUCGUGCAAUGACGUCCUCUGUCUCCGACUGGAAGAGGCUAUUUAAGCAAGCCUUUGACCAUCUCGAGCCUGGCGGGUGGUUCGAGAUGCAGGAGGGUCACGUCCGACCCUUGUCCGACGAUGGCACCUUGACCCCGGAGCAUUCCUUGUCCAAGUGGGCGGAUUACAUCGAGGAGGCCUGCAACAUCUUUGGCCGUCCCUUUGCAGAUGUGCCGGGCCUUGUGGAGGUCAUGAAGGAGGUGGGCUACGUCGACAUCACGUACAGCACCUUCAAGUGGCCCAUUAACACUUGGCCGAAGGACCCGCAUUACCGGACCCUCGGCCAGUUCAACCAUGAAAAUUACAUGGACGGGAUCGAAGGUUUCACACUUGCGCCCUUCACCCGGGCUCUCGAGUGGACUCGGGAGGAGGUCGAUGUCUUCCUCAUCGGUGUUCGUAACGAUCUGAGAAACAGGCACAUCCACGCGUAUAUUCCCAUUCAGUUGGUGCAUGGACGUAAACCUGGGGAAACGCCAUAGACUGACUGAGGGGCAUGGUGAAUACACCGUGAUAGCUGAAUGAACUUCGAAAGACUGAAAAGCUCAUUGCAAAGGAAGAGGGGAAUGGAGGGCUUUCAACACAAGACGUACCCCUAGAAUCGUAUCCUGUCAGACACUUGAAGGCCCACAUAAUGUCUGCGAAGAACUCUGAAUUGGGUCAUUCGUUGUCUCUCGAACUAAUGCAACGGCCCAAAGCCGCGGUCCUAGCCGGCUAUUCGCAAUCUG
Molecule: messenger RNA, 1324 nt
Organism: Colletotrichum godetiae
Lineage: Eukaryota; Fungi; Ascomycota; Sordariomycetes; Glomerellales; Glomerellaceae
Product: S-adenosyl-L-methionine-dependent methyltransferase
Exons: 9
Coding region: 62-1078 (338 amino acids)
Molecular function (GO): methyltransferase activity
Source: RefSeq, a predicted model, not a curated record